AUCUAAGCCUCAGAAAAAAAUCUAAGAUUUCUCAGCUGUCUUCUUCUUCUUCGGUCCCUGCCAAAAAUCCAGAAGAUUCUUAAAUCUCGUUUCUGCGGCGUAGGUGAAGUCUUAGCGAUAAGCUUUCUUGUAUCUUCAUUACAUUACUUACCCCCCAUGGCUUCUUUCUGACAAAGAAGAGAAGAGAAGGAACCAAAGUUUCCUUCGAAAGGAUUUAACUUUUGUUUCUUUCUCUUCACUUCAUCUGCAACCAACCAACAACAACAACAAAAAAUGAUCAAGCGUUGCUUCAUGAAUUCUCAUGGCUACUCAAUCUCGGGCCUUGGUCUUCCUCAUGAGCUCUGUAACACCGAAAUCAUCAAGGUAGCCGUUGAAUCAUUGUGGGCUUCAGGGUUGUGUUGGGCAUUGGACCUAGCAGGCCUUUUUUCAGAGUUGUGUCGUUUUGAGCUUUGCUCUUGACACUCCCCCGCAAACUUGGAGUGGGUGGAACACCAACGCCAAAUUUGAUUCUGAGGAUUUCAAAUGGCCGUUGAGUAAGAGACUUAGUGAAUAUGUCUGCAAGUUGUAGAUCAGCAGGGAUGUGAUUAACAAUCAACUUACCAAAAGCUACUUGCUCACGAACGUAGUGGUAGUGCGUGGCGAAGUGUUUUGUGCGAGCGUGAAAGGCUGGAUUUGCUGUGAGGUAUACUGCUGAAAGAUUGUCACAGUAAAGCUCUGGUGUUGAGGGAAGAGAAACACCUAGAUCUUGGAGUAAGUUUACCAGCCAAGUAGUCUCAGAGGCUGCUUCAGACAUGGCUCUGUACUCAGCUUCAGUGGAGCUCUUGGAGACUGUGUCUUGUUUCUUUGAAGACCAGGAUAUCAUAUUUCUUCCAAGAAAAGUACAAAAGCCACCAGUGGAGCGACUAGUGGAUUUACAACCGGCGUAAUCACUAUCGCAGUAUACGUGAAGCUUGGAAUUUGUAUUUCUGUCAAACGAAAUCCCCAUGGUUGUAGUGCCUUUGAUAUACCUGAGAAUUCGCUUGAGAAGAUUGAAGUCUGAGACAGAUGGAGCAUGCAUCUUUUGACAGACAUAGUUAACAGCAAAUUGCAGAUCAGGUCUUGUUAAUGUGAGAUACUGCAGACGACCUGCCAAGCUUCUAAAGUAUCUAGGAUCAGAGAAUUCAACAUGUUGCUGUGGUGUUUUCUUGAGUUGCUGAGGAAGAGGAGUGGCAACAGGGGAACAAAAUGACAUAGCUGCUGCGGCAAGGAGGUCUUCAGCAUAUUUUUGUUGAGAUAAAAACAGACCGUUCUCAUGAUACUGAAAUUGAAUGCCAAGGAAAUAAUGGAGUUUUCCAAGAUCCUUCAUUCUGAACUGCUUGCUUAGCUCAUCAAGCAGGUUUGAGAGUAAUGCUGAUGAAUUUCCUGUAAUUGCCAUAUCAUCAACAUAAAGCAGCAACAUAAUGAUGUCUUUACCUUUGAAACAGACAAACAAGGAGGGGUCCCUUAGACUGCAAGUGAAGCCAAAGUCUAGUAAAAAGUUACUAAACUUGUCGAACCAAGCACUUGGAGACUGUUUGAGGCCGUAGAGGGAUUUAUGUAGACACACAUGAUCAGGAAAAUCCUUGUUGAUAAAUCCAGCUGGUUGUUUCAUAUAUACUGUUUCGGUAAGAUCUCCAUGGAGGAAUGCAUUGUUUACAUCCAUUUGCUUAAUUUCCCAGUUCAUGAUGGCUGCAAAGUGAAGAACAGCUCUAACUGUUGCUGUUCUAACCACUGGACUGUAUGUCUCUAGAUAAUCAAUGCCCUCUUCUUGCUUGAAUCCUUGAGCAACUAGUCUGGCUUUGAACUUAUCUAGUGAACCAUCUGCAUUGAGCUUGACUCUGAAGACCCAUUUGGACCCUAAGACAUACAUAUCUGGUGUUGGAGGAGUCAGAGAGAAGGUUUAGGAUAUGAUACCUUGUGAGUGAGAAGUGCAUAUCAAGGAUUCGGUUUUGAGAUGCCUAACUUUGAUCGUGUGGUCAUGGGAUGAGUUGGAGCUUCUGCAGGAGCAUGGAGAUCGACAUUGUCACUGAGAUCAUCGUUGGUGUCUGAAGUCUGCACAUUUGAGGUCGAUGAUUGGGAGUUGUUGCCAAUAGGAACAAGGUCAAUGCUUGCCGUACACUCAGUACUCCCAUCAGCAACCUCAAGUGGCAAUUCAGGCACUGUAGUUGAUGGAGUAGGACUGAUGGCAUCAGUAGUAGCAGCCGCUGUAGUGAGUGGAAUUGCAGAGGCUGGUAGUUGAGUAACAGUCUCGGAAUGUUUACCAUGAAAGAAAUAAGAAGAGAGAAUAUAUGAAAGAUUGUUUCUUUGUUAUUCAAUCCUUAAAAUCGAUAUUACACUCUAUGCUUUGCUUUUAUAUUGGUUACAAGAGUUUUAACCUAGAGUCUAGAGUCUUCCAAUGAUUGCUGCUCUGGCACAAUGAUGUUACAUGGCUUCAUUGUCAUCAUAUGAUUCAAGUGAGACAAACCGAUUAUGUGUCGUUACUGCCGUACUAAUACUCUCUUGCAAAUCCUUUCUUUUUGUCUUGAUCUACAGGUAGCCGUUGAAUCAUUGUGGGCUUCAGGGUUGUGUUGGGCCUUGGACCUAAAUAGCAGGUCUUAUCUUGUGAAUCCCGGAGCAAGACAAGAGAUCAUACCCGCAAGCUCCUUCAAGCUGAGUCCAGAACCUUUGGAACCAUGGAAACCGGUUUCUUCUUCAUUUAGCCAAUUCGUGGAGAUUGACUCUGCCAUGAUGAAACCUCUGCUCAUGGAUGUUCAUGAGACGGCACCAGGAUCUCUGGUUUUAAGCUUUGGAAUCGCUGACAAGUUUGCAAGACAAGAUAAGGUGAUGGAGUUUCUUCUGUCUCGGUCAGAGGAGUUUAAAGAAAAGGGAUUCGACAUGUCUUUGCUUAACGAAUUGAUGGAGUUGGAUGCUAUGAGAUCCAGUUGUCAGCUACGACCGUAUGAUACUUCCUCUGUUCUUUACUUGAAUCAAGAGUUAGGGAAACCGGUUUUGGAUCUUGUUAGGGAUAUGGUUGAUAAUCCAGAGUUCUCUGUGCGGUCGAAUGGUCACGUUCUGUUCUCUUCGAAUAGCAAUCCUGAGUUGAAUGAUCUACUUUCUAUUGCUUCCGAGUUCAAUUUGUCAAGGAAUUCAACAAAAUGGAGACAACUCUCACCGCUCAUCCCACACUUUCAGAGGUUUGAAAGUGAAGUAUUAGCACCGGUUAAUCUGAAAGCAGUUACAGUGCUAGCACCUUUGAAGAGUCCUGAGAAAACCAGGGUCAAGUCACCAAGAAAACAAAACACGAAGCGAAAAGCUAAAGAGAGGGACCUGUACAAAAGAAACCAUCUCCACGCUUACGAGAGCCUUCUGUCAUUAAUGAUAGGCAAUGAUCAUCAACACAAACACGCAACAGUAGUCUCUUUACAGAAAUCAUGCGGAGAGCUCUCAGAACUUCUGACUCAGUUUUCAAUCAGUGUUGCUGGGACUGGCAUCGCUGUGCUCUUCUCUGUCGCAUGUAGCCUUGCUUCAAGGCGUGUACCCUUUUGCGCAAACAAGUUUUUCGACACUGGGCUUGGUUUCAGUUUGGUAAUACUGGCAUGGGCUGUGAAUAGACUCAGGGAGGUGAUUGUUCAUGCCAACAGGAAAGCAAACAAGCCCUGUUCAAGUUUGAAAGAUGACGAAAUCAUUAACAGUGUGGAGAAAAGCAUCAAGGAGGUUUAUUUCAGAGCUGCUACGGUAAUCGCUGUGUUUGCGCUUAGGUUUGCAUGUUGAAAACUCACGAUGAGAGGUUGAUUUACUACUCCAUGGGAAGCUUAAAAGGUCGUUUGUAAAUGACUAAAACUUGUGUUAGUAACGAGCUGUACAUGUGAAGAUGAUAUUGUGUUGUAGAACCUAAGAUUAAGAGGCCACGAGUUUUGAAGAGAAUAAAUGUUCUGCAAGAAUGCGUUUUAUAGUCUGCCUUGACGGAUUCCGAUUCAACAA
Messenger RNA from Camelina sativa (false flax), 3978 nucleotides. Lineage: Eukaryota; Viridiplantae; Streptophyta; Magnoliopsida; Brassicales; Brassicaceae. The record is from RefSeq and is a predicted model, not a curated record.